AUGUCUCAGGCUGUCUCCGACGCUAUCCUCGCGCAGAUUCUGGGCAGGCUCGAGGCUCUCCAGGUCUCGCAGCAGGCCUUGCAGGCAAAGCUGGAUGCCCUCACGCAUCCCGUAAGCCCAGUAUCCUCUCCAGGACACCAUGUCGUGCCCAUCCCGGGCGCCCUGUCCGACGGCUCCUCGCCCAGCAACACGCCCACAGCGCCUGGCGCAGUGGCCCACGCACAGACACCUGCGUCUGUCGCUGGUGCUGCCCCGGACAACAUCAUAUCCGACAAGGAGCGAGAGAAGCUGCUGUACCCCUCCCGCAUCAUGCUCACCAGUAAGUCGUCGUCGUCCGUUCUCAAAGGACAGCACAUAUGCUGUGGCGCCGUGGCUUUUCGCGGACAAGAUGUGCGCGACCGCGUUUGCUGA
Messenger RNA from Fibroporia radiculosa, 411 nucleotides. RefSeq lists its product as uncharacterized. The record is from RefSeq and is a predicted model, not a curated record. Bases 1 to 411 code for a protein of 136 amino acids. The transcript has 2 exons. Lineage: Eukaryota; Fungi; Basidiomycota; Agaricomycetes; Polyporales; Fibroporiaceae.